Molecule: messenger RNA, 2526 nt
Organism: Limanda limanda (common dab)
Lineage: Eukaryota; Metazoa; Chordata; Actinopteri; Pleuronectiformes; Pleuronectidae
Product: interleukin-10 receptor subunit beta-like
Exons: 7
Coding region: 119-1201 (360 amino acids)
Molecular function (GO): protein binding
Source: RefSeq, a predicted model, not a curated record
AUUACUGGAAGCCGACGGCAGUUUCGUUUCCGCGAACACUCCGCCUCUUGUGAGUAAACUCUACCAGGAAACACUCGGUUCAGAAGUGAAACAGCCCGUCACACACUUGCUGGACUUAAUGAUAACCUCAGAGGAGCCUCAAAGAGAGAUGUCAGCCAUCAUCAUUGCCUUCCUCCUGACUCUUUCUACACCCACAGUGGUAUUGGGAAUCCUCAGCAGACCCACAAAUGUCAACUUGACCUCCUACAACAUGAACCUGGUGCUAAGUUGGAAUCCAUCUAAAGGGGCAGCCAACAACCUGGUCUACAGAACGGAGUACAAAACUUCAGUCGUCACAAACUACACAACAGGGUGUGUGAACAUCUCCACCCUUGAAUGUGACUUCACUCGCCUCAGCCAUCCCAGCCAUCCAUCCAUCACUGAGAAUGGAAAGUAUACUGGCCGAGUGCGGGCACAAUUGGGGUCAGAGAGUUCUGCCUGGGUGGAAAGUAACCACAUUACCUUGGACAAAGACACCAUCAUUGGUUCACCCAAUGUCUCUCUUGUGUCUAAUGGGGCCGCUAUCGAAGUCAGUAUUAUAGACCCAGUGAUGGUGAUCUCAACCCUCAGAAAUGUUUACAUUUUUGCCACUUACAAAAUCACCUACUGGAAGGACAGCCAGAAACACAAGGCCAAACACAUUAGCAAUAUAAUUCAAAACCGAGUGGUUCUGAAUGACCUGGACCCAUGGACCAAGUACUGUGUUCAAGUCCAAAUCAAAACAGAAAGGAAUCCCAACCCCAGUAAGCCCAGCAGAAUUUUCUGUGAAAGUACCACCAAUGAACAAGAACCUCCUUGGGUGGCAGCAAUUCUGACAUUUGUCUUCAUGGCAAUUGCAGCGGCUCUGGUUGUGAUUGUGGUGGUGUAUCGGAAAAGUAUAUCUCACUUUCUUUGUCCUACAGAUUCACUGCCGCAGCACUUCAAAGAGUAUCUGCUGGCACCACCCAACUCCAACAUCUACUUGGUCAUGCAGAAUUCCCACCCACCGGAGGAGAUCUAUCACAAAGUCAGAAUCAUCGAAGAUGACAGGACUGUGGAGGAAAGAGGUCCUCUGGUGGUAGAAAUGACCGCCAGCAACAAACAGUCUGAUGUAACAAUGUGUGGGAGACACAAGGGAGAAACUAUCAGCAGGGGGGACUUUAAAGCCACUGAGAAACAGUGAAAUAUCCUGCCCUUGCUUCACUUCAGAGUUAUAAUACAAACAACCCUGCUACAACCUCAUAUUAUUCCUCAACCCAGGUGUUACUGUGAAUGAUUGUAUAAAAGAGUCACAGAGACAUACAGGAGUGAUAGAGUGAUCAUGCAGGUGGUGGUAUUUGUGCACUAAUAUUGCUCACAGCGCAGAGGUGUUGUAGUAUGCCCCAUUUCAGUCUCCCACACUGAAAUAUUUAUUCAUUAUUCCUGAAUCGGUAUUAGUCCUAGGUCGAAUCAAAAGUUUUUAAUUCCUUAGCAAAUAAGCAUGCUCCCUUUAAAAAGCAGAUCUUACCCCUGGUUUUCACCAGAAAUCUCUGCGUUGCUGAAGUUAAAGCAUUUGGGUAAAAGCACAGAGCUCAAAGACCCCAACGGAUUGGCAAAAUGUCCAACAGUUGAGAAAUAAAUGUGUCAGCGCAACAAGAAAUGCCUGUACCCUUUAGUUUAUAGUUUAUAAUCUAAUACUUGGAACACACAGAAGAUCUCUGCCCGAGGAUCUUAAUGUACAGUACAUGACGGCUCAUAAAAUACUGAAAGAUCUGAUAUGUAGCUUGGAGAAAGGCCAUGGAGAGAGAAAAAAAUCAAACAUAGAGACCCUAGAACAGGAGUAAUGUGGUCAUGUGUUUUGGUUCUGGUUAAAAGCCUGGCAGAUGAGUUCUGUGGAGUCUGGAGUUGAUUAAUAGAUGUUUGGGUUAGGGAAGUAAAAAGGCUGCUACAAUAGUCAAGGUGUAAUGUAAUAAAAGCAUAUAAAAUACUUUCUGUGUCUUUAAAAGUUAAAGUUUCAAAAUAAUAUUGAAAUAUUUCAGAGAUGAUAAAAACAUGAUGUAUCAGCUGUGUUAGCGUUAAAAGUUAAAUUGCUGUCAACCAAUACGCCAAGUUUCUUUGAAGCAGGGUUGAUAUGAUCCAAUAAAAGACCAGCAGAUGGCAGUAUUUACCUGGGCAUGUGCUCAGCUCCAAUUCAGAGCUACAGUAAGAAAACAGUAAACAAAUCGCUCUUUCGCAGUAUCCCGCGGGCGGCCCUUCAGCCCCUCUGCAGUGGCUCCCUGUGCAGUGUCGUGCAUGUCGCGCAUAUUUUUCCCGAACGGAAAGCGCACACACUCAUGCCCCGGGGCUCCGGCCCCCGCCCCACUCACUCGCUCAGAGACACACACAGUGAGAUCAGAGCUCGUUCACGUGAAGCAGCCUGUCAAAUAAACAUCUAGGGUUGUGCUGGUUGGUAGAUAUCAGUUCAGAAAAAUAGUAUGUGCCUUAACCAUAUUGUUGUGUUGUAAUAAAAAUUCCUUUGUGAUAUUGUAA